Scaptodrosophila lebanonensis is the source of this 6898-nucleotide messenger RNA. RefSeq names its product probable Rho GTPase-activating protein CG5521. Gene Ontology annotation, molecular function: GTPase activator activity. Lineage: Eukaryota; Metazoa; Arthropoda; Insecta; Diptera; Drosophilidae. Bases 509 to 6619 code for a protein of 2036 amino acids. Gene Ontology annotation, biological process: positive regulation of GTPase activity; regulation of small GTPase mediated signal transduction. Gene Ontology annotation, cellular component: cytoplasm; nucleus. The record is from RefSeq and is a predicted model, not a curated record. The transcript has 7 exons.
AAGAGUUAUUAUUGAGAACGUGACAUAUAAUGAAUAAUAGAAAUGUUUACUUAGCAAAUUUAAUGAUGAUGCCAUUCCGCGGCUUUGUGGUCGCGAUUGUGUGUGUGCAUCUACAGCUACCCAAAAUGAGUGCAAAUAUGUAGACGCAAAAUGUGAACAACAUUUACAUCGAAAGGCGAAAAGCAGCAUCAGCACCUGUGUUGGCCAGACCCUAGCAACGUCAGCGCGGCAGCGGUAGUGGUCGGUUACGGUUGGCGCUCUGCUAAUAAUUUCACCAGCAACCGCUGCGACGGUGGCUCCGCUGGAAAAAAGUGUUUUGUUGUGCGUUUGGUCAGUGAGCGCGUUCGUGUACAAACAACAAAAGAAAGUGCCUGCUUGUGUGUGGGCUGUGCACACCAGCAAGUUUUUGGCAAAGCAGAAGCAACGAACUCAAACGAAAUAGUAUAAGAAUGUCAGUGUGCAAAUAUAAAAAUUAAGUGUUCGGGUUGUGCAACAAAACAAGUGCAAAAUGUUUACAAAAAAGUCCCACGCGGAUAUCAAAAAGUCUACAGCGAAGCUACAAGACUCCAAAAAGGAUUCGGCCUCCCGUCUACGGCACCUCCGCACGAUAUUAGAUAAUGUCGAUCAUGAGGAGGCAAAAUCAUUAUUCGAAACGAACUAUAGUCAUGUGUACUUCAUUCUAUAUGACACCUUCGUACAGGCCGAGACGAAUCUAAAGCAGAAAGAACUCCCGUUUCACAUUGUUCAUAAGGCCCAUCGAGAGGAAUUAGACGGAUCGCUAUGGCUCCUGGAAAAGAUCCUGUGUCUGUUGCCAGAGUUGUUGGCGCGCCGCUGGCAAUGCCAUUCACUCAGUCGCAUCAUGGCCAAGCUCCUGCAUUUGGGAAACUCGCCGAAGCUACGGCGCGAGGGUGUCAAAUAUUUUCUGCUCUGGUACCAGACGUUAGGCGAGAAAGCACCAUCCUACGUGCACGCCAUGUAUGCGGAUCUUAUUCCAGGCCUGAUAGUUCCGCAAAAAGGCGGCAUCGGGCCCGACACAGACUUUACUGCAAGCGACUUUUUAACGCACCCGAAUAUGAAAGCAGACGGUGGCAUGGCCUCCGUAUUUCAUGACAACACCUUCUCUCAUCCGGUGCAGUGCUCUGAAAUAGUGGCGCUGUUGCCACCGUCCUCCAGCGAGAGAUCUGCACCACCGGAUCCGCGGGAUGGUCUGGAAGUGCUUCUAAAUAGCAUGGUGCAGACGACUGCAUGCUUGCGAUGGCGCGACAAUCGCGCUCAGAAGGAUCAUAGGGCAUUUGCUUUCCUACUGCAAAGAUUUAAAGAAGUCUUCUUGCCAGUAUUUUCACCAAAUUUCGAAAGCAGCAUUUCAAUCUACGACCCCCGCCUCGAUAUGCCCACCAUGCGCACGAUCAACAAAAAAGAAGAGGUCAUGGCAUCGUGCGUUGUUGUGCUCAUUAAUUGGGUGUCUCGUUUCACGCAUGAGCGACUUCUUAGUCAUCGUCUAGACUGCGCACUGCACAUUGAGGAUGUGGACCAUGUACGUCUGCAAGGCUACCAACAGGGUCUGAUUGUGAGGGACGUGUUCUAUGAAACGCGUGAGAACGUUAAUUUUGUGCACGAGGUCUAUCGCCAGGCCUUUCUGCUGAAUUUUACGUCUAAACCACAAAUUGAGGCAAUUCGUACAUCUAUUGCUGUUUAUAGAGAUUGGAUGACCGGCAGCACACCGCCACCAUUUCUUUUGGAGCCGGAUGAUGCACAAAAUGCUCCUAACCAUGCCCAUGCCAAUGCCGGAGGUACUCCGCGCAGUCAGCGCCUGCGCACCCCCUCCUAUGUGGGUGCCAUACAGGGUUCCAAGGAGAAUGUGGCGGUUCGAGCUGGAAUGCAAAAUGUUCUGCAAGUGUUCGUAACGAAUGCUGCGAAUGUCUUUUUGGUUAACACUGCAAAUCUAAACAUUUGCUUUCCCACACGCUCUCGUGAUCACGACUCCAGCCCGUUGAUGGAGCAAACAGAGAUUUGCAAGAAGGUGCUAAAUGUCUAUCGCGCUAUGGUUAUGAAUACUCGUAUGGAACCUCGCACUUGGGAACAGCUGUUGCUUGUUCUGUUGCAGGUUACAUCGGUGGUGCUGCAUCAGAAUCCACCGCCCAGUGGUGCCAAAAGUCCCAAUCUAGGAGGUAUUCUCGGGUCCGCCAUAUUUCAGACACUGAUCGUAACUUGGAUACGCGCCCACACCAACGUACCGGUGAAUCCGGCCCUUUGGGAGAAAUUUCUUACAGUUCUGCAGUCGCUGACGCACCGUGAAGAAUUGAUAGUGGAGUGGAAUAAAACAAUGCAAACCCUGACACGUGUUUUUUCGCGGUAUACCUAUGGUAUAAAUUUGCUGGAUCUGCCAUUAGAUCGCGUUGCCGAAAGCAGAGGUAAGCGUCGACGUAUUGGCAGCGUUUGGCACCAGUCGGGCGUUGGUACAGGUGGGGCCACAAUUGCCCAUGGUAGUUCCUCGGCCAGGGACAAAGAACGUGACAGCAUUGCUGAAUCGAACAGCAGCCGUUCGGAUGAGACGUCUCAAGGUGGUGGGGCUGCCGCUUCUCAAUUGCAGAGCUCUAGCCGAACGCAUCAGCACUCGCAAUCGCACGGAGGCGGCGGGACUGGCCGGGCCGUGCCUCUGACGCCAAUGCUCAGUCGUAGUUACAGCGAAGGAAGCCUGGCUUCGGCAGCCCGUAACUCACGCGUGCGCCGUCGACGAAAUCAAACACCCAAGGUGGUAGCGUUACCUCCACCUCCCACAAUCCCCUCAAGUGUGGAGCACUCUUUAAACACGUUGCUUGCGCGCCCUAGCAAUGUUCUUAAGCUGGAAGCAAAUCUGAUGCGCACACACAGUAAUGCGCAGGACAUGCGACGUGCUCUGUCUUUGGAUUCGCUUGCGCCGUCCCGAAAAACACGUCGACUCCGUCGAGGAUCACAGGAUUUGGGCGAUGAGGUUGAUGGUGACUACAGGACUGACUGCGAUAAUGAAAGCGGCGGCGGUGUCGGCGGCUCACGCAGUCCUUCACCAACAGCUAGCAGCGGUAUUGAGGGGAGCUCCAUCAAGGAUGCACAUAUACAAUUGGACGUAUUGGCAGUAGAUAGUGGCAGUCUAGAGGAUGGAAAUUCUGGCAGUUAUGGAGUCAGCGGAGCCGAUCGACGUUCUAUUAUUCUAGGCGGCACAGCUACCGGUUGGCUGCCGGACUCCACGUCCAUUAUGUGGAAGCGUAUGCUGGGAGCACUGGGCGAUGUGAAUCGCAUACCAAAGCCAGAACUGCAUGCCCAAGUUUUUAAACAUUUGCUGGAGAUGACGCAGAACCUCAUCAAGAUCAAACAAAACCAGGGUAUCUCUACGGACAAUCAGAGCACACCGCCGCCUCCAAUACUUGUGCCGCCUAUCAGUAUCGUAGCGCCCUGGUGUUACGGUGCGCUUACUUUGGAUCGGUCUUUUAAGAAGGGAAAGCUCUGGGCGGUACAGCUGCUUUGUGAGCUGGCACUGCAGGGCGGCGUCAGUGGUAUGCAACAAUUGCCAGUUUUUUACCAUGCAAUGCACAAGUUGCUUACCGGAGAGGAUCGUGAUCUCAUCUAUGCUAUUCUUAAGCAUUUGCAAGGGCCGCGCCUGCUUAGUUUGCUGCUUCCGGGACACACACUGCUAUUGCUGGACAUUGUGCAUGCAAGUGCUCUUCUGCUCACAUCGCUGGAAGUAAACCGGAGUACUCCACGAGCCGAUGUUGCUGCGCUGCUCGGAUCGUUGCUGUGCUAUCCCGCUUCGUUAUUGCCGCGUCCCGUGCUACAGCCAACUCCGCAGCAAUUUACCAUUAUGGAGUGUCCCGAUCUGCAGGAUCACAUUUUAAAUAUUGUUCUACGUUGUGCCCGGAGAGAGCCUUCGGCUAAGGCCCGUUGCAUUGCGCUUUCACAGUUGGGCCAAUGGAUUUUGUUGCGUCUUUCGCAGUCCUCGCAACCCUCAGCGAAUCAGCGAGGUCCCUUUCAGCAGACAGUGCCACAUCCCAAGGGCGCGGUACCCAAGGAGGUGUCACGCAGUUUUAACCCUCGCAUUCGCGAGGCCUUGCAGGUUCUGCUCCAGGCACUACAGUUCAAGCAUCAUACCAUUGCCGUCAUUGCUGUCGACUCGCUGAAGUUGUGUGCGGAGCGUGGUCAAGAACUGGCUGCCAUCGAACGGGCUCCCCAGCUGAUUAUCACAGCGCUUUGCAAGGCUCUGGAAAUCCAGAACGUGAGCAAGCCCAAAGACGCUGACAAAGUGGUUAUGACGUCGUUAAUGUUAUGCUUGGGAGAAUACUGCAUGGCUUUUCCAAUGUCACUAAUGUUGGCCCCAAUCAAUGAGCAAGGCGAUACACUUGUGCUCCAGGUGCUGCGAGUGUUGCUGCAGGUGUCUUCUGGAGCGCCGCGACAUGAGCGUGUCAAAUUGACGGCCGACGAUGAUUUUGAUAUGCAUACAACCCACGACGAUCUACAAGGUGAUGGUCGCCUUCCUGAGGCUAGUUACCAGACAUCCGAAACAAUACAGGCAUGCAUCACUGCUAUAAGACUAUGUGCCAAGGCAGUUGCUAUGCAUUUGGUUACGCAUAUGGGUCAUUUUCCUAUGGGUAUAGGCGCUUCGCGUCUUAGCUCAAUGGUCGAGGAACAAGAUGACACCAGUAGCGUAUCAGGCGGCAGUCAAAUGGGAACUCUUGACACACGCCGUGACUCCGUAGAGCUGCCGUCAGUAGUAAAUGCUCAAAACAUGCAACUAUUUAUGCUUAAUCCAGGACUUGUCGCGAGUUUCAUUGAGCUACCUACCCUAAAGUUGCCGGGCGGAGGAAUUACUGCCGGACUUGUCACUGCCGAGAAACAGGUACGCGUGUUAAUGCGCGAUCUCAAUGGAAAGGCUUGCUGGGAUGCAUCAAUACUGUAUUCGGAACCACGGAAGCCAGAGCAACCAGUCAGUUUAGAGCGUUAUGAAGGGUCAGCGAUGGGUACAGCGAUGCAUGGUACGGCACAGCCCUUGGAUUCGAUAAUGAGCUCCAUGGUGGGUGUGGAGCAGCAAGCUCCUCGGCACACACUGCGUCAUCGUCCACCAGGUGUACUGCCACUGGCCGAAGAUAUGGCACCUGAUAUGGAUCAAUUGGAUGACAUGUUAGCCUACAUUGGAUAUACAAGUCCCGAAUGCCUGCCUCCCGGUGUGACGCAGUUGAAUGCGCCCGGCCCUAGUCCUUUAAGCAGCAGCCAGGAGGCGGAGGGAAUUUCCGUUAUACUUAAUCAACGGGCACUGGAACAGGAGUUUGUGGCUCGUGCCGCACAGCAGCCACCGCCAACAGCUUUAAGACAUGCAACUUCCAGCUCCUCCCUGCAACUACAACAACACGAUCAACGAUCGUUGCACUCAGCUUCGGCGGAUCAGCAUUCACAUGCUUCCUUUGAUUCCUACUCUGGGACUGGGACUACAGGAGGCGGCAGCCUGCCCAGCCGCAAUGAGACACCGUUUCAGUAUUGUCGUUUGCUCUUUUCUCAUCUGGGUCUUGCUGGAUGGGAGCGACGCUCUCGCACUCAUUUAUUGGAGCGCAGCGAAAAAUUGAUUCGAGAGUUGCGCAACGUAGAUUUGCAAAAGUGUCGUGAGACGCAUAAGGUUGCCGUGAUAUAUGUGGCUGCCGGCCAGGAGGACAAGAGCAGCAUAUUGCGCAACGCCAGCGGCAGUAGUAUGUACGAGAUGUUCGUAUCAGCACUGGGGUGGGAGAUUGAUCUGGAAACGCAUAAUGGCUUUCUGGGUGGUCUGCCCCGCCAAGGUUGUGGUGCCACAGCCCCUUACUAUGCCACGCCCUUUUUGGAGGUUAUCUACCAUGUGGCCACACGAAUGCCCUCGGACUCAGAGGCGCUGUUGCUGAAGACGCGUCAUCUCGGCAAUGAUGAAGUGCACAUUGUGUGGAGCGAACAUCAUCGCGAUUACAGGCGUGACAUCCUUCCAACAGAGUUCUGUGAUGUGCUUAUUGUUGUGUAUCCAUUGAGGAAUGGCUUGUUCCGCGUGACAGUCAAUCGAAAGCCAGAGGUACCCUGGUUUGGACCGCUGGCCAACGAAAGCGUUCUGAGUGGCACAUGCCUUGCCACGCUUGUACGUGCUACAGCUAUUAACGCGAGUCGGACCAAACGCGCUGCUUUACCGCUGUAUCAGCAAUAUUACGAGGAACGCAAUCGCUCGCUGGACAGCGUGUCGUCGCGUUACAAGGAGAGCACCACAUUUGAGGACUUUGCCAGUCGCAUUUACAAUCCCAUGCCAUUGUCUACGCUGGACACUCUGCAUGAAUCCGGCGAUAGUAGUAGUGCUACUACACUAGCCGCUGCGCUUGUUGACCAUAAUCGAUCCUCCAUCAAAGGCUGGGUGCAGGCAUCCAUUGACUCUACCUAUAAGGAUGUACCGCUUGGUAUAGUGCCAUCCGCCUCGGCUGGCUCCACGGCGGCCAUGGAAGCUAGUACUUUGGCUUCGGCAUCUCCACGCGGUUCACGAAAGUCGGGUUCCACCUUCAAAAUUGCCCCUAAAAAGCAUUCGUUGCAGCAAAGCGGCAGCAGCACUCCACCAGAGAGUCCCACGUUCCCGAUGCGGCGUUUUAAAUAAGGUCUCAUGCUUUCAAACUAGCCUCGACUUGGUCUCUCCCCACUAACUGCACUCAUUCCCCAUUUGUCGCCAAUAUGAAAACCCAGGGCAGGGCUUCGCGUGAUGGCCCAGGGCUGCAGUUGCUGCGAGCAACGACGCAGAGAUCUGUCACAAAUGUCAAAAGUAUUGCUAAAAGUUUUGCUCUUACCUUAAAUUAUUUGUAUUCUCUAAUUUAUUUUUAUGUAUUUAUUGGUCGAACGUUUCUUUUUUAAAUGAUGCCUUCACUGUUUUUCUCUCGUA